ACAGCAUCAGCACCUCGAAACCGAACAACGCGACCCUCCGCGGGAAGAGGAUGCUCUCCGGCCCGUGAGGCUGAGCGGCAACAACAAGAUCGAUAGCCUGACGGUAUAGUCGCUGUUUCCCCCCUGCACGUUUAUUCCGCCUCGCUGCCUCCAUUCAUAUUGCACCAUUCAUGCAUCCCCAAGAAUGGAAACACGCUGCGAGGAAAGGGAAAAAAAGAGAAACAUUAAAAUAACCCUCUGCGGCCCCGGUGGCUCGCUUUCGUAAGACAUCGUCCUCGCUCGUUUUUUGGUGAAGCUUCCUUUUCAUGGCGGGCUUAAAGUGAUGAAGACCCCCGAUUUUGGCUUGUGAGGGCGCCUCGCGAAUGUAGGGCUAGUACGGGAAAAGCCGAGCAAACAAAAGGCAUCCAGACCCCCUCCUCCUCUGACGCACCUGGCUGCCCUGUCGCCACUUGACAUGACAGCGCAGAGCCGGGAGCAGAGCAGCAGGAUCAAGGGGCACCGACGUGCGGCCGGACGUGCGGACUCGACGGGGAACACAGGAGCCUGCGGACGCUCGGCGGAGAGGCAGCAGCAGCAGCCCAGGGGAGGCCGGAUUGCAGUUUCUGGGGACGAGCGCCAAGGGCAGUGCGGCAGUCAGCAGGCAGACCGGGGGGAGGAGGCUGCGGAGAUCUGCGAUACUUCCCCCCAAGUCAACACUGCUGUCUCACCUCCAUAUCAUCCUGAAGAUAUUAUGGUGGAAGUUUUCAUUUUUCAUCAAUGGUGACUGUUGCUUAUUCCCCUAGCUUUUCUUCUUCUUCUUCUCGCCCCUUUCUUCCUUUAUCCAGUCAGUGAUUAUGUGCAAUUAAAGGAUUAGAUCUGCUCUUGAGGCAAGGGUGGAACCCUGAGGGGACUGAUGUGCAUACUGGCCAGGUAUCAUCGGCUCCCGUCUUCUCUGGCUUUGCUCAUUCUGCUUGUCGCCUGCACUAUGGGCUGUAUUCAGAGCAUCGCAUGCAAGCCCCGCAUCAGACGGGAGAACAUUGUAGUGUAUGAGGUGUCCGCCUCUAUUGACCAGUGUCCCACCAUUAUUGAGGAGAACUCACCGAUUGUGCUCCGCUACAAGACGCCUUACUUCAGGGCCUCAGCGGGAGUCGUAAUGCCACCAGUGCCCCGCAAUGAAACCUGGGUGGUGGGCUGGAUCCAAGCUUGCACCCAGAUGGAGUUCUACAAUACCUAUGGCGAUAUUGGCAUGUCCAGUUGGGAGUUACCAGAACUGCGAGAGGGUCGGGUCAAGGCCAUCAGUGACUCGGAUGGUGUCAGCUACCCCUGGUACGGCAACACCACAGAGACGGUCACCCUCACCGGCCCUACAUCCAAACCGUCCCGCCUGACAGUCAGCAUGAACGACAACUUCUACCCCAGUGUGACCUGGGCUGUCCCCAUCAGCAACAGCAACACACCCAUGCUGACCCACAUCACCAGGGACCAGAGUUUCAUCACCUGGUUGGUGGCCAUGAACUCUGUCACGAAGGAGCGUAUAGUGUUGCAGACGGUGCGGUGGCGGAUGCGGGUGGAUAUCGCCGUGGAUCCAGACAUGCCGCUGGGCUCUCGGGCCUCGUUGGUAGGCCGCCCCUAUCAGGAGCAACCGCACAUCCUCAACUACCAGGAACCCAUCCCUCCCAACGCGCUGGGGAGGCCGAACGCCAACGAUGCCCAAGUGCUAAUGUGGAGGCCGCGGAGAGGGGCGCCGCUCGUCGUCAUACCGCCAAAAUAAGAGAGUGAAAUGUUUGCACACGCAAAAAUAUGAUUGUUCCCUUUUGGAAAAAAAGAAGUGGAGGGGGGGUGUAAAUGGAUAGGAAAGUAAUCAAAUCACGAAGCCCGAUGGUUGCCCCCCCUCCACCCCUCCGUGGCUUCUUCUUCCUGAAUGAUUCAAAUGGACUAUCGCGAUUAGCCGGUACGGAUAUUACAUCUGGGAUCUGACGUAGCACAAGAAGUCCACAGCAAACUAUUUGUCAAGGACCUGGAGCUGCAUCAAAGCUUGUUUGACCCCCCUCACGUGCUUUGGACUGGAAUAUAGAGUUAUGCCUGCCUUUUAGCUGAGAAGGAAAAGCUGUUUUUAGAUGUAUCGCAGAGGUAUUAGACCACAACAAGAACUGCAUCCUGCAUCCUUAUGUAGACCCUAUUGCAUGAGAAUGAGAGGAACACACAUCCUGUCCUUGGAGAACUUUCGAAUAGCAUUUGUUUUGUAUAACUUGUUACCUGAAGACAUUUUGAUUGAAAAGUCAGCCAAAAAGAAAAAAAAAAAAUACAGAGGGCUGGUAAACCUCAUCAGUGCCAACAAAGGCCUUCAGCAAUCUCAGUAUUAAAGGAUGUAUUCAGAUCAUUUAAAAGAGACAAAGUAUUAUACGAAUCUUUUUAGGUGAAGAAUAAACUCGUACAUCGACCAGAUUGUAACAAGAGCACCCACUUGGCAUAAAAGUCUGGGAGAAGAGAAAAAAAACAGCCUGCUGUAGUUUUCACUUGAGUUCUGCUAAUACACCAAACUUACGCACCCAGCAUAGUUUCUUGCCUCAGUUGUGCAGCCGAUGCUGUUUUGUUUUUUGUUUUUUUGGAUGGGUGUCAGAUUUGUCAGAGAGAUGAGCCAGAUCUGUUGAUACCUUAAAUAAAUAAUGUCAGCUAUGCGUUCAAUAAGUGCAGCGUAAAUGACUUGGAGCAGUGCCGGACAACAGAUUUGAAACAAGAAGGCGAUAGCAGUCGGCACAUACAUCACAGGUGGAGCGAGGCCAAACUGUCCCGAGGCUACAUUUGAUGUUGCACUACAAUCCAGGGAAUAGAAAUGUACCCGUGAUGGUUUUGCCGGUGUGAAAGUAAGCCAGGCACCAUUUUAAAAAAGGGGUUUAUUUGGAUCCGUGCCAGCACUGCUUCUGUGACGUCAUACUGAUUAUUUGUCCGGCAGAUUUCUGCAGAUAAACACGCAGAUGAAGACCGUUACUGCGUCGUGGCCACGGCCCGUCCUGGGCCUCCGUCCAGGUCCCUGCCUGCCACUCUGCGCAAGUCACAUGACUCAUUUUCCAUCUGUGCUUCUCUCCAGGUUCAUGCCUCACCUUCCCAUAUGCCCGCUCUCUUUUCUCCCCCGGCUGCACACCUCGUACACGCACGCUAGGGCCAUACUGAAGUCACAAAUCCUUUCUGAGAUCCACAACUAUGCAAAAAUUGUCUGUGUCUGGAAUAUAACUGCUGGAAACACUGCAAAAUUAACAGGAAAAUAGGAUAUAUGAGUUCUCCCACCAACCCCCUCCCAUCUCAUUUUAUGCUGCUUUUAUCUGCUGGGAUCAAUGUUGAAUAAAAAUGAUUGUUGCUACCAAUUAAAAAGUACACAGAGGUUAAAAUAGGUCAUAUUAAUUCAGCGUAUCUUCAUUUGUCACAGCACCUCGGCUCAUUCAGCCAUCUGUUGCUAUAGAGACCAGUUUGGUUUUCCUGAGUGCACUGCAACUGGAACUGAAAAAAAAGAAAAAGAAAGAAAACGAAAAGAACUGUUCAAAAUAUUCAUGGGUGUG
Oreochromis aureus is the source of this 3533-nucleotide messenger RNA. It is a transcript of the gene fam78ba, whose product is annotated as family with sequence similarity 78 member Ba. Bases 893 to 1750 code for a protein of 285 amino acids. The record is from RefSeq and is a predicted model, not a curated record. The transcript has 3 exons. Lineage: Eukaryota; Metazoa; Chordata; Actinopteri; Cichliformes; Cichlidae.